Molecule: messenger RNA, 3746 nt
Organism: Rhopilema esculentum
Lineage: Eukaryota; Metazoa; Cnidaria; Scyphozoa; Rhizostomeae; Rhizostomatidae
Product: snake venom 5'-nucleotidase
Biological process (GO): nucleotide catabolic process
Molecular function (GO): metal ion binding; hydrolase activity, acting on ester bonds; nucleotide binding
Source: RefSeq, a predicted model, not a curated record
CGCUGUGACAAGAUUAAGGGGGAAGAAAGUAUCGGUUCUAUGCUGUUAGAACGACAUGUAAAUUGCUAAAGUUUUGGAUUAUGACGGGCAACGUUUGUCAUUUUAUGUAGCCUAUGCUAAAAAUUGACGAGUGCUGAAAAUUUUUAGGAUUUUAAGAAAACACAGAAUUACAGAAGGUACAGCAUUUUCAGAAAAAAAGUCCCAUCACCGUGAAAACAUUGGAACUUUUGAUUUUCAUUAAGUAGAAACUUAUUGCGUUAGUUUGCUUGUCGCCCAUCGGAUAAUUCGAGAUGUUUAAUCACCAUGGCAACUUUAUCACGAGACAAUUUAACUGCACAGUUUCAUACAUGCGGAAACCACUUCAUAGCAAGGUUUGAUAGAGCAAUUUUAAGACCUGCAAGCGAGAAAGAAACCAACCAAUGGUCUGCUGAAAUUGGACAAGUAAAUUUUUUUGCAAUUAAAGAUUCACAGAUACUCUCCAAAGCUUGUUGGUGGCAGGGCUUUGAACACAAUGCAGAAAAAAUGCAGGCUGGAUCGAAAGAAUGUAUAAGGAUCUUUGAAUGCAUUGUUCAACCCUCCUGAUCUAACGCGGCAGCUCGUACAUACCGACAAUCAUUGAGAACCUCUGCGUAUGAGUUGUGGAGGCAACCUUGUAACACCAAUGUAUGCAUAUUCGAUUUCAACCGCGGAACCCAGCUGAAGACUCGCGAAAAUCGCUCACUAGUCAAUCUUGCAAAAAUGACUCUUAACACGAAACAGUUUGCCCUCUCGUUUGUGAUUCACUUUGCUCUGUGGAUUCUUGGGGAUUGUUUUGAACUGACGAUACUACACACGAAUGAUGUGCACGCUAGAAUCGAACAGACAAAUAAAUAUGGUGGAGAUUGCACAGCUAACGAUGCAUCGAGAAAUCAAUGUUUUGGUGGUGUUGCGAGAAGGCAGACGCUAAUUAAAAAAGUUCGAAACACCCACCGCAAUGUUUUGCUUCUUGAUGCCGGUGACCAGUUCCAGGGAACGAUAUGGUUUAACGUUUACGAAGGGCAGGCGUCGGCAUUUUUUAUGAACAAGCUUGGCUAUGAUGUUAUGACAAUAGGUAACCAUGAAUUCGACAUGGGUCCGACAAAGCUGGUUGAAUUUCUCCGCGGGUUAAAAUUCUCCGUGGUUUCUUCAAAUCUGGAUGUUUCACGAGAACCAAAAUGGCCAAGGGCAGAGAAACUUUUCAACAGAAGCAUGAUUGUAAACGUUGCUGGAGAAAAGAUUGGUUUUGUUGGAUAUAUAACAAAAGAAACUACUUGGCUCUCGUAUCCAGGUGACAAAGUUAAAUUUCAAGACGAGGUUAAUGCUGUGAGGGCCCAAGUGAGUUUCCUGAAAACGCAGGGAGUGAAUAAGUUCAUUGCACUUGGCCAUUCAGGGAUCGAGAUGGAUAUUGAAAUCGCUAAAAGUGUGCCCGAUAUAGACAUAGUUAUCGGUGGUCAUACAAACACAUUUCUGUAUACAGGCAAAGCACCGUCCAAUGAGCAACCAUAUGGACAAUACCCUUUAGUGGUAAACCCGACAGAGAGACCCUCCAAGCAAGUUUUGGUUGUUCAGGGAUACACAUUUGGAAAGUAUUUGGGGUACCUCAAUGUAAGUUUUGAUAGUAGUGGAGAAAUUACCAGCUAUGGUGGCAACCCUGUUCUCUUAAACGGCUCUAUCAAAGAAGAUGAAGAGGUUCUGAACGAAGUGAAAAAACGACGUGGUCCUGUUUCAAAUUACUCAAAGAUUCCUCUUGGUAGAACCCACGUGUUCCUUGAUGGGCAGCGCGAAACAUGUCGACUGCAGGAAUGUAACAUUGGCAACCUCAUAACUGAUGCAUUUGUCCACAUGUACCAAAAACACCCAGACGAAAAGUCUUGGGCGGAUGUGUCAAUUGCAAUGUGGGUAUCUGGAGGCAUUCGAAGUUCUAUAGACAAGAAGAUAAAUGAUUCACUGACAUACAAAGAUAUUAUCACUGUUCUUCCAUUUGGCAACCAAGCUGACAUCAUCGAGCUGAAAGGAAUACAUUUAAUGGAAGCCUUGGAACACAGUGUUGCUGGGUACAACCCAACCGCACCAACAGGACAGUUUUUACAAGUUUCCGGUAUUCGCGUGCAAUAUGACCUUGAUCAACCAGUUGGCAAGCGUGUCGUCAAGGCAACAGUUAGGUGCUCUAAAUGCAGGGUACCAGCCUACGUUCCAAUAGAAAACAACACGGUAUACAAGAUUAUCAUGUCUACAUGGAUGCGAAGAGGCGGAGACAACUUUCAAAUGUUUGUCAAGCAUCGAAUCAAAUUGCAUCCAGGUGAAGACGCCGUGAGGCUUGUUGCAGAAUAUAUAGACUACAUUGACCCAAUAAGAACUGGCGUAGAUGAGCGUAUCACAUUUGUAAAAAAGCCAAAGUUACCCUCGAAUUGUGUAUGUAAUAAUUCCAAACCAUACACCUGUGGUGGUAUGUCUUCGUCAGCGCCUCCUAGUCUCCUUAUGCUAGUCAUGAUCUUGGCUAUGUCAUUUCUAGUAUUUCUGUAUGUUUAAGAUGAGCCCUUAGUCAUUGCACUAAAGUCAUAACCUUUUCUAUGGUGGAGCAGAGAAACAGCUCUUUAUCUUACUUGGGUCGAGCCAAGGGAGAGUUGGGGCAUAGAUCUCAGUAUAUGCAGAGAAUAUGGUUACAUAUCAAGAAAACGUCCUUUUCUAUCGAUGAUGAUACUGACUAUGCUAGGUGACUCCAUUCACACAGGUAACACCUAAUUCUGAGACAGAUGUCCCAUGACUAAUCAAGUCUAAAAAUGUAAAAAAAUAGACACUUUCAAGAAUUAUUUCAUUGAAACCUGAAUUUAAAACGACCUCUGCAAAACUAACAAAAGUUUUGUUUCUUUCUAAAAUAUCUUCAAAGAGAUAUCGAACAACCUAUACUAACAAAAUGAGUCGUUACGAUUUUCUGCUAACUUUUAUGUUGAUUUUUUUGGCACCUGAUCAAAAAUUAUUCUUCGUUUGAUUGAUCUUGGCACAUACUUGCAUUCAGAUUUAAGACGCAUAUUCAGGAGUAUGUUUUCUCUGUUCAACCUACUCCCAAACAGAAUAGUGAGAAUAGUUAGCCAGAUCAGUAAGAAACCAGCAACCAGUGACUCUUGUUGAACCAUUAACUGUUUGUGUCAAAAUUUUGUAAUUAUGCAUGUCUUAUAACUAAAGUUUGAUUAUCCGUAACAUUUCAAAUUAAUAGCUUCGUGAGAUAACUAACUGAUUACUUUUCAUCAAAAUCGUUUGCUUUAUUCCUAAAUUAAUUUUUGCCAUCUUAACAACUAAUCAAACUUUCCUUUUCUAUCUUAUACUACAAAUCAAAAAUUCUAAUAAUCUAUGACAACUUAUUUCUGCCAAAAUCUUGGAGGCAGUAAACUAUAAGACCCUCGUAAAAUAGCACUAACAUCUUUACACUCAAAUUAACCCUUCGGUAAGUCUUUUUAUUUUUAAAACUGAUUUUGCAAGUUGCUGGCUAAAAGAUAAGUACAGUUGGCAAAUAACCUGCUUUUAGUCCACCUAAUGAAGAGACUUCACCUUAACUUGUGAUUACAGGCAGUGUACUGUGAUUUUGCAAUGUAACAUUUUAAGCUGUUUAUUCCUAUUUAUAACUAAAAAGGACGCUAAUAAAGUAUGUCAUGCUUAUUAAUAAUGGGGCAAACAUAGAAUAUAAUAUAUUACCUUUAAACAAAAGAAGAAAUUACUCUAAUUAUUGACGA